AUGUGGGAUAAUAAGGAGGUCAAAAAGGUGAAUAAUCCCUGUUACUCCAAACCGGUCGUGAAAGUUCUAUACAGGUGGUUCGCUUAUGUUCCAAUGUGGAGCUCUAUUCUAUAUCAAUUUGUGGAACGUUAUGCUAGUGAUGGUUUGGUUUAUACAAGUGACACAAAAAAUAUAGGCGCUGGACGUCUGUCGAAUGCCACAGUCGAAUCCUAUUUUUCUAUUAUAAAAGUGUCUCGUCUUCAACGAAAAACACGCCUGCGGCUGGCACAACUCGUUUCUGAAAUCUUUCAAAGCACUCAGGCAAGAUUAAAAGCUGGCAAAUAUGGAGUUACUCAAACAAAUAAAGGUCGACGAAAGCGUGCGAAAAAUAAUACUGAUAUUAACAUAAUCGAAGUAUGGAAUCGUCGUAAAAGAAACACAAAUAGAUCGGUCUAUUUGGGAAGAAUCACAAAAAGACCAUCGUCAGCGAAGCAAACCACAUGUGCGUUAUUUCCGUUGAAGCCGAAAAGAAGCAUCUCGACGGAAGAGUAUAAGGAUCUUAGAGAUGCACAAUUAAGAAUUAUCGAGUGCUGCGCAGCAAAGCGCAUAUAUUCGCCUCAGCAGUUUCUCAUUAAUCCGCCAUUUUGUAUUCUCGACAUUUCGUCGGAAAGUCGAACAAGUACACGAGAUUUACCAGAUACACUAAUGAUUGGCGAACACUUGUAAGUAACUCUCAACUAUUCACUUAUUACGCAAAAAUAGUAGCGACUUUUAAUCGGACAAACAGGCAAAUCUGUUGAAUUGUUUUAAGCAUCUAAACUCAAGAACGGUAGCCAAUACCUUGGAUGCUCAGUCCGAGGUAUAUCAGCUACUUUCACGACCCACGAUCCUUCUAAUCGCAUAAACAGUUUAGGUACUUUCUUGUCGGCACUGUGGUUCAUCACCAACAACACUUUACUGUCACGUUCGAAAUAAACCACAAAUAUUACAAAUUCAACGAUAUGCACCCAUCCGGACUAUAUGAUUACGAUGGGCUCCACAUAAUUGAAACAGCACUCUAUUCGCUAUAGAAAAACAUGUGAAGAACUUCAUCCUUAACUGAUUUCCUUUGAUGUUCAUUUCUAAAAAACACAAGGUUUCAUUUUUCUGAAAAUGUAGUCACUUUUGUUGUAAAGUCCAUUAUACAAUAAAACUGUUGACACAAGUCUUACGUGUGACACCAUAUUUGGAUUCAGCUCGCCGAAAUGUACAUGAACCAUUCGUUUUUGCCUAUGACACACGCUUCAGAGAGAAUAUUUCUAGAAUACAGUAUGUAUUACACUAGUUUGGACGGUAUUUCUCUAUUUCACAUGUUUUACGCGGAAUCUUAUUUGCCAUCAGCCAUACCGUUGGAUAGAAGGCAUCGAGUUGUAUAUGAUACACUCACUUUUCAAGAUGACACACGUUCACCAAAAAAUGUUUUUGAGGAGUAUUGUUUGUGCGACUCUCUCUCCGUGUGAAAGUGUAGAUUUUUGGCACGUAUUUCGGCUAGGAAAUAGUUUUGAACAGCAGCGGUAAUACUGUCGGAGAGGUCUGGUGGAGUUCUCUGUGACACACGCGUUUAGGUGAGUGACACACGUCUGUGAGAGAAUGUUUGUCAGAGAUAUUGGUAUAUCAAACCAAGUUAUCCUACGUUUAAUUCUAAGAACUUCGAUAAUUCUUGUGUAAAAGACAUUAGUUUAUGUAUUUGACGUAAUUUACUCGGCAAAUUAUUCUACAUUGAUGAUAAAAUGGAAAAAGGGACAGAGUUGAAAUUUUUACUUCUUCCGUAAAUUAACUUAACUUGAUUUUAUUGUGAUUAUUAGAACGGGUGUUAUGGGAUAAGCUAUACAUCGAUUGUAUGUACUUACAAAGAAAUAAUGGAGCUUUUUUAUAAAUAAUUUUAUGAAAAUGCCUCAGUUUUGUUAGCUUAAAUGUUACUUCGAUGUUACUCCAUCCUAAAAGUUUUCUUAUUUUCAUUCGAUUCGUACGAUGUAAUGCACCGUUUACUAAUAAAGAAGCAUUAUAUUGCACAUGUUCGAAAGCAGAAAUAUUAGAUUGAUUGAUAUAGAUACACGAUUCAUAAAUGAUCACUGGGAGAACAAAUGAUUUAUAUAACUGAUUUAAUGUGGAUGUACUAGAAAUUAUUUUACAUGUGUUUAUCAUAUUUAAUAACUUUUCACAUUUAUUUAAAACAUAUUGUUGAUGUACUAUCUCAAUAUAAUUUACUUGUCAAAAGAAUUCCAAGGUGUAUGCGCUAUUUAAAUGCGCUGUUAAAUUAUGUAUAUCACUAUCAGAAUGAUGGAUGACCGUAUCGU
Molecule: messenger RNA, 2315 nt
Organism: Didymodactylos carnosus
Lineage: Eukaryota; Metazoa; Rotifera; Eurotatoria; Philodinida; Philodinidae
Source: the annotation of a GenBank genome assembly